Molecule: messenger RNA, 342 nt
Organism: Hibiscus syriacus
Lineage: Eukaryota; Viridiplantae; Streptophyta; Magnoliopsida; Malvales; Malvaceae
Product: 60S ribosomal protein L7-3-like
Exons: 2
Coding region: 1-342 (113 amino acids)
Biological process (GO): maturation of LSU-rRNA from tricistronic rRNA transcript (SSU-rRNA, 5.8S rRNA, LSU-rRNA)
Cellular component (GO): cytosolic large ribosomal subunit
Molecular function (GO): structural constituent of ribosome; RNA binding
Source: RefSeq, a predicted model, not a curated record
AUGGAUUCCAGAUUUUCAAAGCUGUUUUUGUCAGUGAACAAGGCAACAAUGAACAUGCUUCACCUGUUUACUUUCAUGUUGGCACCAAACAUUUAUAAAGCGCAAUGGUUUUUGUGCUGGUUGCAAGCUUUGGGCAAAUUCGGCAUCAUCCGUGUGGAAGAUCUUAUCCAUGAGAUCAUGACCGUGGGGCCUCAUUUUAAGGAGGCCAACAACUUUCUCUGGCCAUUACGGCUAAAGGCACCAUUGGGAGGUCUGAAGAAGAAGAGAAACCACUAUGUUGAAGGAGGAGAUGCUGGCAACCGUGAGAAUUACAUCAAUGAGCUAAUCAGGAGAAUGAAUUAG